This is a messenger RNA of Oncorhynchus kisutch (coho salmon), 3891 nucleotides long. RefSeq lists its product as uncharacterized. The transcript has 4 exons. The record is from RefSeq and is a predicted model, not a curated record. The coding region runs from base 9 to 3650 and encodes 1213 amino acids. NCBI's taxonomy places the organism in Eukaryota, Metazoa, Chordata, Actinopteri, Salmoniformes, Salmonidae. Gene Ontology annotation, cellular component: protein-containing complex.
AAAAAGGAAUGGAUCAACACACACAAGAUGUCUGUUUUCCCAUUGAGGAAGAUACCGCUCCAUUGUCUCCUAAACGACUAAGGACAGAUUGCACAAUAACAAACAAACACAGUUGCAAAACCCAUUUCAAAUUCCCAGAACCAUUGAGUUUCCGGAACAACGAUGGUGUCACAUCACUGCAGAAUAGGCCUAUUCUUCAGGAGGACGAAACACAUAGAGUUGAAUCUGACCAUGAAUAUCUCAAAUACACAGGGACAGGAUUUCAUUGUGAAGAAAUGGGAAAAGAGGAGAGUACAGCUCUCGGAGAUAAUCAGACAUGCGCAGGUUCAUAUAUAAUCAGUCCUCACAGUACAGAUGGAGACUCUCAAGGUCUAUGUCAAGGGCUAGAUGAGCAACAUGAUCCACUUAGUGAAACAGGCACCUCUUCUUAUAGCUUUCACUCUAGAAAUGAAGCAGGGUGUGUGUCAGCAAAGUCUCACUCUUCUGAUGACAGAACAACUGAUACAUCCUCAAGUCAUGAUUUCAAUCAGCCUGGGAAAUCACUCAAAUGCAGUCUCACCGGUACUAGUCCCUCAGCAGAUGAAGAAGCAGUGACUGAACAAAAUGGUGAAAGCCGCCUCCCAGGAACCGACCACAGCUCAAGUGUGAGUGACUGUACUGAAGAAUCUGAUUACACCUGUGAAAGCCUGGCUCUGAAUUCAGCCAUUUACUGUAUGGGCUUCAUCAAAGGAUCUACUGAAGGUGAAAAUAAUCACCAGAUUCAGAAUGAGGAUAAACAUGGAUUCAAUCAAAGUAUCUGCUGUGAGAAAGAGGCCAGGCAUUACCCAUUACCCAGUGAUUACAGAGAGGGCUGCGUGUCAUCUGGCUCUCAUGCUGAAACUGAACCUUUUGGGAACUUUACAGGAGUGAAAAAAUAUGAGGGAUAUGUAGCCAGAGAAAAUGCAGAUGUCUGCGAUAGAGAAGCAAAAGCCCAAGUUAACAAGGAGUACUUCAUGCAUAAUGACAGCUCUGCCGCAGCUGAGACAGUAGUUGAAUAUGUAGAUGGCUCCAUUGUCACUUGUUAUACGGUAUUAGACAAACCUGUACUGAGUGAUGGGGCUGAGAUCAAUAUGGGUCUUAAGCAUGAGGAUCUCCGUGAACAAACAUUAGGGCACGCUGUUGGCACUGUGACAGUUGAAACCUUGUGUGAACUGGGUGUUGAUCACAACACAUCACAGAAACUGUCGGUUUCAACACACCUCAGUCAAAAGCCAGCUGAUGUUAAUCGCAACAAGAUAGCAAGUGUAACCGAUCAUUCAGUUAUCUCUGACAUCAACGGAGUGGCUCUAGAAACGAUGUCUCCUCUCCACCCACCACAACCAGAAUAUACCACGUCUCCUCUCCACCCACCACAACCAGAAUAUACCACGUCUCCUCUCCACCCACCACAACCAGAAUAUACCACGUCUCCUCUCCACCCACCACAACCAGAAUAUACCACGUCUCCUCUCCACCCACCACAACCAGAAUAUACCACGUCUCCUCUCCACCCACCACAACCAGAAUAUACCAAGUCUCCUCUUCAUCCACCACAACCAGAAUAUACCACGUCUCCUCUCCACCCACCACAACCAGAAUAUACCACGUCUCCUCUCCACCCACCACAACCAGAAUAUACCAAGUCUCCUCUUCAUCCACCACAACCAGAAUAUACCACGUCUCCUCUCCACCCACCACAACCAGAUACCACGUCUCCUCUCCACCCACCACAACCAGAAUAUACUACGUCUCCUCUUCAUCCACCACAACCAGAAUAUACCACGUCUCCUCUCCACCCACCACAACCAGAAGAUUUCCUCUUGAGAACUGCUGAAUAUGUCAGGAAUGCUACUUUGGAGCUGUCUUUACAUUUUGAUGCUCAAAAUGGAACACAACUCAAAGGUGAAUAUGAAGACACCUGUCAGUUAUUGGUGGAACAGUGCAGCUGCACAACGGAGGAACAUGACACAAGCAUCCAUGGGAUCCAUCAUUGGGAGCCACUUCUCAGCAGCACUCCUGGCCAUGAAGAGAGUUAUGAUGCUGAAGAGGGAUGCAAAGUAAGUUCUGACACAGCAAAACACCUUUGUGAGGAAUGGGACCCAGCUGGCCAGGUUUCUACCAUUAAAGACUAUCUAAAGACACUUGAGACUGUUAGUUUUCCAUCUGAGUACGCAGUUCUGGAUGGGAUAAUGGAGGAAAACGGUGACAGUGUUACAGAAACUGACCUGCAUGUCGAUUCAGUGAACCAGGAACUUGGAAUGAUACCUCGAUGUGACAUGCUAAGCACAGGGGUCAUAGGUGCGAUGACUGGUGAGUGGAUCAACAACUCGCCCAAAAUUGCCAACCUACCAAUACUCCACCUUCCUGCAGAAGCUACACCUGGAACUGUUCUCUUGCAGGCUGCCAAGGAGGAUCCAGCAGUUGAUCACACCGACGGAACUGAAGCACUACUCAAGAUUGAAAAUAAUCAUGUGGUCCCUUUCACCUCAGUACCCAACGAUGCUGUCGUCCCAGGAUCAGAUUCUAACCCAGAGGAUGACACAGUACGGGACCGAGAGGAGGACCGAUCAGUCUCAGUCAUGCCAUCUGCGGCACACAUUCUCUCUGACUGUGUGCCAGCUGCGUUUGACACAUUUGAAAAGAUCCAGCUCUGUCCCCUUGACACCAAUGGCCUGGAGCACAGCCCUCUCCUCAGCAGCUCGCCCAGUCGAACGUUUAAAACUGAGUUCCAACACCACAGUGCUGGUGGCACUAUGCACUCAGGAGAGAGUGACGAAGAGGACAUAGCAGAGGAAGAAGAGGACCAGUGCCAAGAAGAAGCUGAGAAGGGAUUUUUUCACUGUGAAAACACCAAGUUUAAUGAAGUUCCUGUCCCCGGCUUUAUCUCACCCCAAAUCUCUCCAUCAUUGAGUCCAGAAAUGCCUUGCCAGUCUUCUAUUCUUUUCUGUGAAACUUCCCAGUUUGAUUCUCCCCCUCAGGCAAAACUCCCAACUCUCACCUCUGACAAAAACAUCCAUCCGGUCUCUGAAACCCAUGACUUCCCAGAGUUUGAAAUAAAGGAGAGGUUCGACAUGGUCAUGGAAGAGCUCAGUUUGUUUUUCGAGAUCAGUGACGAGGCAGGUUAUCAAUCAUCCAAAAGAGCAACGUCUGAACAGUGCAGCGUUAGGGACCCUGGGGCUGAGGAGGACAACACUGAUUUAAUGACGCGGAGCAGUAGUGACCGUCCAAGCAGCCAGGUUGCAGUGGAAGACGAACCACGUGGAAGCACAUCAAUGGGAGAUGGUGACCACGGUCUGAAAACAUAUCAAGCAGAACCAGAAACUACAUGUACCACUGGGGGCCUUGACUGCGAGCAGGAGGUGCCUCUUGAAUGCUGCCAUCACAGCACAGAGGGAGAGGACUCCAUGUACUCUUCAGUCAAGCACAAAGAUCACUCCAGGGGGCAAGGAGCAGAUGAGAAAUGCAAGCUGUGGUCUCCUGCGUUCAUGAUUCUCCCAUGCCUGGACCAGUUAAACCAAAGAAAGCCUGAGCAACCAAAAAGAUUGGAGCCUCUUAAAACAUGCACACGUCCCAUCAGGGUUGGACUCUCCAAGAAGGCUAAGACUAAACAACUUCACCCCUACUCCAAGUGAGCACUUGAUGAAAUGUAUUUAUGAAGGAUAUGUUACCUUAUUUUAUUUUAACUUCAUUUACACAGGGAAGUUCACCUUGAGACCCAGUUCUCUUUUACAAGUGAGCCCUUAACACAUAAAAUACCUUCGUCUUUAUAGUCUAGUAUUUCUGGGUUUAACUCUAGCUCUAUGCUAUACUAUUGAAAAUAUAAGAGAUUAUUACAAGCCUUACUUCAUAUGAGAAACUGAAACUUUUUCCACA